This is a messenger RNA of Clunio marinus, 5805 nucleotides long. Lineage: Eukaryota; Metazoa; Arthropoda; Insecta; Diptera; Chironomidae. The record is from the annotation of a GenBank genome assembly.
AUGGAGUUAGGUGUGCUGAGUGGUGCUUUUUAUUUUAGAGUUUAUGGAAGUUACUGUCGGUUUCCUUUCAAAAUGGAUUGGAAACAAAUUUUAUCACUUUCUAACGAAGAUCUGAAUGAUGAGCGGAAGGAAGAAAUCUACGUGGAGCUCGUUAAAGAUCAGAAGUUUGAUGGCAAAAUGGCAAAGAAACUUUUUCCAUUAUGUUUAACAGUGUUGAAACAUAAAGGUCAGCAAGUGGAAAAACAGCGAGAAGAAAUCGAAAUGCUUGUCUCGUCCGAUAUUGACCUCAAAGCUACAUUAGAACAAAUGGAGAAGCAAAAGAAGACAAUUGCAAAGUUUGAAGUUGAACGUAGUCAGUUUAAGACAAGGAUUAAAGAACUGACAGACGAAAUGACUUUGAUGCAGGGACGAGACCUUCGUGGAAGUGAUGAAGAUUCACCAGAUCAACUUUCAGACAUCGAUAGACAGCAAGAGUUAAUGGCAAACAUAAGCAUGAAGAACAAACAUAUUAAGAGACUUUUAAGGGAUAUCGAGGCAUAGUCAACUGCUUCAGUUUCUUAUUUCGAAGAGCAGAUCAUAAAACUAAAUAAUCAAUUGCAAGAACAAGAAUCUGAGAAUCAACAAUUGAUUUAUGAGAAAAAGAAUUACGAGAAAGAAAUGGAAACAUUUUCAGCACAACUUGAGGAACGUGUUCUGAUGUAUAAGAAUAUUUUGGAUGAGAAGCAACGACAAUUAGAUACAGCUAAUGGAAAAUACUUUAAUUUGAUGGAACAAAUGCCAGGAGUUGACAUUGACAGCGAACAGAGUGAAAUUAAACGGUUAAUAGAAACGUUAAGACAACGCGAUAUUUUGAUAAAAACUUUUGAAGAAAAGAUUGGAACGUUGUCAGCGGAAUUAAUUGACGCAACAAGUGUCAUCACGAAAAUUAGAAAGGAGAGGGAAGAAUAUAUGAAAAGGAUGUCAAGAGACAAAACAGAAAGAUGUUGUGAAGAAAUUCAAUCGAUGUUAGAAGCUUCGAAUAUUCGUUGCAAAGAACUGCAAGAAAUGCUUGAAAUGACUGAUAAUGAUAAUAUUCUUAAAGCAAAACAAGCCUUUGAAGCAAUUGAAACGUUGAAAGCUUAUGAGAAAAGUGAAGAUGGCCUCGCAGAUGCAUUGAAAAGAAUUCAUGACUUACAAGACCAAUUACACCAACGAGACAAGCAAAUCCAAGAAUUCGUUGUAGAACUCAAUGCUCAAAAUGAAAUUGUAGCGGAAAAUUCUAUUCUUAGAAAACGUUUGGGAAUAGCAGAAGACGAUUUGAUUGAGACAAGACCAUUCCUAGCAAAACAACGGAAAUUAUCAAAAAUCAACGAACGUUUGAUGUUGAAGCUUCGAGCUUCAGAAGAAAUUCGAUUACAAUUAAAAAUUGAGAAACAUGAAAUGAAAAGAAGAAUUAUCGAACUUGAAACACAAAACAGCAGAACAUCAACAAUACCUGAUAUUGCAGAAGAAGAAAGAAAAGCUCCAAGUGUUACUGAAAAUAUUAAACAAUGUGAAAGUUGUUUUGAAACUUAUAUCAUCUUUGAUUCUGUCAAUUUCUGUAAAAAUUGUAUUAUGAAGCAAAAUUCAAACCUCUGCGAUAAUUGUGUGAAAAAACUUAAAGUUUCAUCAGAAGAAAACAUAGAACUAAUUAAAAAGAUUGCUAAAUUAGAAAUCGAUCAGAAAUCAGUGACAGAAGAGAAUGAAAAUCUUCGAAUUGGGUUGAAUGAAAUUCUUGAAAAGUUGCGAGAUUAUGAAGGAACUUCCGAACAAACAAUCAUAAAUCCUGCUACGUUUGAGAAACUUUUAUACAUCUUAAAUAUAAGAAAUAAACGAGCACCAUUUCCAGAAAAUAGUGAAUCUCAAUCUUAUGUCCAUCUGAGUUCACCACAAACUUCUAGAAGACUCGAAGAUGCAGAAGCUGAGAUUAUCCAAUUGAAAAAUGUUGUCAAAGGUUUAAGUGAUCAGAAUGAAAAUUAUGUUGUAAAUUUAGAGAAAAUGAAGAUUUUGGAAAUAAAUUACGAAGAGCUUGUUCGAAGCAGUGAAUUAUGUGACGGUGACAAACAUCACCUGUUAAUAAAAAGUCUUCAUAGAUGUCACGAAUUUGAAACAAAUAUGAGAAUUUUCGGAAGAAAAAUAGAUUUUCUUAAAAAUGAAAAUGAUUAUUUGCAUAGUGAAUUGAGAAGAUUGAAGAUUUCAUCAAUGACACUAAUCAAUGAUGUCAGGAUAAAAUUUUUGGAGAAAAAUGAGUAUUUGGGUGAGGUUGCAGAUGACAAGGAAAUAGACGAAAUUGUUGAACUUCAGGAAGAGCUUCAAAUUAUCCGGACAAAACUCAAUGGAUUAUGUUUAGAUGUCUUGAAAAAUAUCAAAACAAUUGAUGACGGAAAAACAUUAAACAUUGACGUGGAGAAGCUUUCAGAUGUGACCGUACUUGAAAACAAUUUCACAACAUCUUUCAUAACUCGCCAGGAAUUAGAAUCGAUGAAAUCACAACUCAUGACAUUACAAGAGAAAAUCAGAGAUCAUAAAAUAAAAGAGAAUAACCUUGAAGAGUUGACAAAGAUCAUCCAAUCGCAAUUGAAAUCCCAGCAAUUGAUGUUGAGCCAAUUCACCGAUGAAGAGAUUUCAGCCCGCCAUUUAAUUGUCGAUCUUCAAAGUCAAAGCAAUGAAAAUUAUUUACUUACAAAAGCAACAAGAGAACUGAAAAUAUCGAAAGAACAUGAAGAAGAAAUGAAACUUGAGGUUGAUGAAUUAAAAGCUCAAGUUCAGUUGCUUCAUGAGAAAAUAAAAACGGGAAGUGAAGAAAUGAACGAAAAGUAUAACGAGUUGAUGAAACAAGAGCAUAACAAUCAAAUGAAAAUCAAAUACUUGAAAAAAACUUUAGUGGAUCUGUGCCAUCAGUAUAGUUCAAUGACUCCCGUCUAUUUAAUUGCUGAUUUUAUUAAAGAUUACACAGCACUCCUCGCUGCUAAAAAGAAGAUUGAAGUUGAGAAAACCACAAUGAAAAGUCAUGGAACUUUAGAAAUUUCACAAGAAUCAAUUAUUGCAACUCUUGGUGAAAAUUCACCAUUAUUGAAAUCAGAUAUUGAAGCAAAAAUUGAAAUCAUUAAGCACAAAUCAUCUUGCGAAUAUUUGCGACAACAACUUGAACUUCGUGAAUCAACAAUCAAAGAUCUUCACAAUGAAGUUGCAAGAGUGAAACUUAAUGAGAUUAGAAACAUGCAGCAUUGGAAUGCAAUUCAAAUGUUAUUUGAUUUAAAUGAAAGAUCACAUGAAGAGAAAAAAUGUGAAAUGAUGGAUAAGGCUUUACAAGUUGAUGUUGAAACGAAAGAUUGCUCCACAAGUACUGAUGAGGUGUUGAGAGUAGUAUCAGAGAAAAAUCUAACUGUUCAGCCAAACGUUGCUGUUCAAAUUCCAUCUGAUGACGAAUCUCCACAACCACAACUAGUCGUUGAAUCUUCCACAACUUCCAUUGAUAAUAUCAAUCAGAAAAGUCUUGAGUCGCAGUUGAAAAAAGCUUUAUUGCUUGCAUCAUCACGAAGUGCCCUUCUGAUUGAAACUGAAAAUCGUCUUUCUGAAGCUCAAGGUAGAAUCAAACUUUUAGAGAAGAAUCUUGACAAUCGUAACCGGAAAAUAUCAACUGAACGUUCUGUAAGUAUUGAAAAACAACAUUCAACAGAAUCGAUGACAAUCUCAACACUUCAGAAUCUUCUACUCGAGAAAGAUAUAACAUUGUCACGAUAUCAAGAUUUGUUAAAAACUGAACGACAACACCAUUUGCAAGCUUACGACGAGUUGAACAAUGAAAUGAAAGAACUUAAAAGAAAAAUUGAUGAUCACGAGUCGAUUGUAUACGAAAAGGAGAAAAUAAUUCAGAAACUAAAAGCAGAAAUUUCAGAACACGAAGGAGCAAAACAAGUUAAGUCAUCGACAGAAGCUUCAAUUUCUCAACAAAUUCAGAUAUCAAAUUUUACUGAUGAUGAAUCACAUAAUCUUGAAAUGAAAUUGAAACAAGCUCAAAAUGACAUUAAAAAAAUGGAACAGCAAUUGAAAGACCUCUUAAACACUGAACGUCAAAUGAAGAAUUUAAUUCAUGACAAAGAUGCAACGAUCAAAGAAUUGAAUGUGAAGUUGAAAGCUGCAAUUGAAAGUCUUGAUAGUUUAAGUGGAAAUUUCACACCAGCAACAGAAAUAGAUCAAUGUCGUGAAAUGCUGGAAGAAAAAGACAAACACAUUCAAGACUUGACAGAAACCUUAAACCAAUUCCACGAUGAUCAGCAGAAAUAUAUCAAUGAUACGGCAAUAAAUUCUGCAGAACAAGUUCAUUUGAUUUCUGCUGAUUUAAAUCGAGCUGAUGCGACAAAUCGUGUGCUAAAAACACAACUUGAAGCGGUUAAACGACAAGUUGCAAACAUUCAACAACGUGAAAAACAAGCUCGAGAAAUGGUGAAGACACUUAAAAAUCAAUUAAUUCGUCGUCCUGUGAUUUCGGUUAAGAGUGACAAACGUCCGACGACACAACGUGAAGAAAACUUACAGAAGAAAGUUAGUGAGCUGGAAAAUGAAUUGUUAGAAGUGAAAGAUGAAUUGCGCCGUCAGAUGAACAUUAAUGACAAUAAGAAAGCUAAAAAUGCAGCUGAAUUGGGUUUGUGGGAUAAACAGAAACGUUAUCAAGAAUUGUCGGAGAAAUUGAAAACUAAACUUACGGAAAAGGAAAUUGAUUAUGAGAGAAUGAAGGCAAACUUCCAGAUUGCUAAAAAUAACAUCACAAGGUUGGAACGAGAGAAAAGUAUGCUUGAAAAUAAGAUAAAAAGUGGACGUUACUUACAUAAUGUUGGUGCCGCGCAACAAACCUCAUGUGCACAUUGUCAUACACAAAAGCAUGGCAUGUCUGAGACUUCUACAAUAUCAGCAGAUGACGUGGAAAUGGGAAGUAAUCAUGAACUUAUAGCUGCUCUAAAAUCUCGGAUAGAAACUCAACAACGAAGAAUUAUUUCCUUAGAAUUAGAUGGAAAAGGUUCAAACGCUAUGACAACUGAAGUCGAGAGACUUCAAGAACAAUUGACGACUGUUGAGUCCCAAAACAUUCGACUAGAAGCAAAAAAUAUUCAACUUCAGCUAGAUUUUGAUCUUUUAAAACAAAAUGAUUCAGGGCAAAGACAAGAAGCGAGAAUUAAGCAUCUUGAAGACUACAUUUUGGUUCUAAAAGACGAACUCGCUCAAGCUCAUGGCAAAUAUGACAUUUCAGCUGAAAACCCUUCGAAACAUAGUCACCCCAACACAUCACAAAUUCAGGCAAUGGAACAAACGAUUCUCACUCUCAAGCGUGUCAUUGAGAGAUUAAAAGCUGAGAAUAAACAUUUGAAAGACUUGAAGAGUGCGACCACAUCGACAGCAGCAUACAUGAGUCAAACCGACCGUAAAAAGGAAGAACUUUUUGAGAAAUUGAAAAAUGAAAAUGAAAAGCUUCUGAAAAAAUACAAUGAAAUGCUCGAUAAGAUUUCUAAAUUGGAAAUCGAAUUGCAGCUUUCACAAACAUCACAAGCAAUGAAUGUCUCGUGCCCUCAUUGCAAUCGUAACUUCAAUGAAAUGGUAGCACAAGAUGCUGAUGUGCUGACUCAGCAAUUACAGCAGAAAACUGCACUUCUUGAGAAGGCAAAAACUCUUUUAGCGCGUGCUGCUGCCAAGGAGAAACAUCUAAGGGAACAAAUCUUUUACUUGAAGAAAAGAGUUUGUGACCUGGAAGGUGUUCCCGUCAUUAGUGAAGAGAACAGCGAAUCAGGAUGA